Zophobas morio is the source of this 6341-nucleotide messenger RNA. RefSeq lists its product as uncharacterized. Lineage: Eukaryota; Metazoa; Arthropoda; Insecta; Coleoptera; Tenebrionidae. The record is from RefSeq and is a predicted model, not a curated record. Gene Ontology annotation, molecular function: protein binding. The transcript has 4 exons. The coding region runs from base 154 to 5706 and encodes 1850 amino acids.
UCUGUUAACACUGUAAAUGUCCACAUAAUAAUAAAUUGCAAUUGUUGAAAAUUUUCCAAUCGAAGAUUGGGUGGUAAAUGUGUAGUGUCCGUGUUCUCUUACCAAGAAAACGAUUCGUCUUAUUUUUAAGCAGACACCUCCAAGGUUGUCAUCAUGAACUCGAGUUCCGAUGAAGAAAUCAGAAAAUUGGAAGAAGAAUUAAAACGUAUAAAAGAACAAAUAAGGCGAAAAAAACAUGCACAGGGAAAUAAUAGCAUAUUACACACCCAGCAGUCUGAAGAGAAACCUUGUUCUUCAAAAACGCAGGCAGAUUUCGCAGCAGAAGGUACCAAUCAACACAUGAAAGAAGUAACUGAAGAAAGAAUUUAUCCAAAGAAAAUAGGACAAAUAGAGGCAGAAACAACAGAUAGGCAUUUUCUAGAAACGACUUUCCGAAAAAGGCCGGGUACUACCGAUAAAGGGAAAAAGUACGAAGACAUGCUUACUGCCAACGUCAUACUACAACUGGUAAGCAACGAUAAAAUAAAAGACCUUCACAUUUCGUCCAACAACGAAAAUUUUGGCGACUUCGACGACUUUGUUAUCGAAGUUGAAACACAUCGGGGAAUCCAAACAAAAGCACUCCAAUUAAAACACAGCAGUCGAGGAAAUUUAUCCAUAAGCCAACUGGUGAGCAAAACUGGCAACUUUAGCAUAACCAAAUAUUUCAACUCCUUCCAAAAGAUAAAGAACAAAGAAGCACAAUUUAUUUUAUUCACCAACAACGGACUUGAAGUUUCGGACAAGACACAAUUUAAACUCGAAGGAGAAGAAUUGCAUCUGAAACCGAUUAAAGUGUCAAUUGCAGAAGACAGUGUCGACAGUUUAAGAAUUUCUGAAAAUAUAAGUUAUUAUUACAGAUUUCAAAUUGUAGAGGAAAAAUCGACUAAACAAAAUCCUGAAAAAAUUCAGCAGUAUCAAAAAUUCUUUGAACGGUUUCGUCUUUACACGAACCAAGAAACUUUGGAAAGUCUUACGAAGUCAACGAUGAAGAGAUUUACUACGAUGUUCUGUUCUAAUGAAGACGUAUUCGAUACGUACUUUAAAUUCAUAUCGGACUGGAGUAUGCAAGAGGGAAAAAAAGACAAAUUAAACAAGAAAUUUAUGCAGCGUGUAAUUGCACUUCGUUUGCUUUCUUCUCACGUUGAAUCUUUCGCUUUUGGUUCAGUCAGUGACGAAAUGAAGAUCCUUAGAGACGCUAUUUGUUUCUUCGACAUUACGCUAUUGGAAAAAAAAGGCAGCAACAAAGUUCUAAAGUUGUGGGGUGACUUGGACAAACAUCUUGAUUUCAACGAAUUGAACAAAGUUCGAUCACGCUAUUUUCUUUCAUCUGCUUAUGUACCUACUAUCAAAGAUCUGGACCCAAAAUCGUUGACCCAGUUGUUAUGGUUGAUGGAUAAAUGUCCUCUAGUCGUAAAAGAGGACGACACAAUAGAAAAAGCUAUUCAGCUCUGCCGAGGUGCAAAAUUUGUUUUAGUUGGUGAAGGAAAACGUAGAGAAUGGAUGAAAGAUCGUUCCGUAUUUCAGAACUUGUCACAUUUAGAGUCGGAACUUGAAUUAUGUGAAGAGGUGCUGCAAAAUUUCACUAUUUCUUUGCAGGGAAAAGAUGCAAUUAAUUUGAAGACUGCUUUCCAACAAAAUGAAGAAUUUUUAAAGCACUUAACUGUGAAUAAACUUUUAGAGAUGUUAAAUGGUCCGUGCUGUAUAGAUGGACCAAAGGAAACUUUUCCCAAUCUUUAUAUCGAAAGGUAUUUGUCGGUCAAUGUUAUAGACAUUGAAUACCUAGACCAUGUUGAUCAAAACACUGUUAUUUUUCUGAACUGCGAAGAAAAUUUUGAGCAAUUAAAAGUAUCUGAGGAGCAUAAUUUAAUCCAUAUAGACGAAUAUUUCAAUACUAUACAUUCCAAAGUUUCCAACACUCCAAUUGUUAUAGUGAGUAAAAAUAACUGCAGUGAAUCUGAAUUUCAAAAAAUAUGUUCUGAAACACCAACUUCCAAAACUGUACAUUGGUUUAAAUUCCUUAAUAAAAAAAAUUUAGAAUGGAUCCGAAGUAGAGGCGAUAUUAACAAACUGCGAAAUUUUAAGUUAAGUAAUUAUUCCAAAAACGAAAAAGAAUUUUGGUCUUUCGGAUCCACGUCCACCAACCCCAUAAAUCUCAUAAUAGGCGAUCCGGGAAUGGGCAAAACUGAGUUAACAAAAAGCUUAAAAAACAACUGUUGUUCUAAAUACUGGACGGUAAUUAUGAAUCCCCAGGAUGUUAAUUUAUUCUCUAAAACUUUAGAAAAGUUUCACACAUCAGAUUACUUAAAUCGGUUCGAAUCAUUCAUCUUAAACGAAAAAUAUCGACAUCUCGAGCGGUUAGAUCGAGAAUUUUUCAAAAUGUGUUUGAAACAAGACAAUGUAAUUUACGUUUGGGACGCUCUUGACGAAAUUUUGUCUAAAAAUUUGAACGCCGCUUCGGAUUUGAUCCUUAUGCUAUCACGAAACGGUGUCAUUCAAUGGGUUACCGCAAGGCGACACUUGACGACGUUUCUUGAAACCAAAUUCAAUGUACUGUCAGUGAGUAUUAACCAGUUCAGCGAGCUCGAGCAAGAAGACUACAUUAGAAAACGCCUGUCGAGUCUUAUUUCGUCUGUCGAUAUGGAAAGAACUGUCGAGAAAAUUAAAUCCACGUUUGCUUUCACGAAACACGUAGAUAUUUUGGGGAUUCCGCUUCAGAUAUUUAUGCUUACAGAAAUAUUCCUUCAAAAUAAAGAAACGUAUUUAGAUUUGUUCAACAACACGUUUCUUUUGACUGACUUAUAUCGUUAUUUUAUUGACGGAAAGUUUAAGAUCUUCUUUGGAGGCAAGGUGCCUCUAAAGGGUGAUUAUUGGGAAGAAGAGGUCAGGAAAAAAAAGGAAGAUAAAUUAAAGCAGUAUGAAAAGUUUGCACUUGGAUUAAUAUUUCCUGAAGAAAUUUUGAAGGAAUUAAAGAUCGAGUGUUCACAAGAUGCGAAUUUAGUUUGUGAAGAUUUUGCUACUGUUGGUAUCGUCACUGGAUUACAAAAUGGCAUUUCGCAAUUCCUGCACGUUUCCUUCGCCGAGUAUUUUGUUGCCUCGUAUUUUUCUAAAAAUUUUGAAGUGAUACGCAGGGACAUAUUUUUUCACCAAAAGUAUAAUAAUGUUCGUUUUUUCUUCGACAUGAUAGUUGGUCAAAAUUCACCGGUCCACAUUGCCAUCUUGAACAGAAAUUUUGAUGAAUUGAGGAGUUACAAUGACGAAAUGAUACAAUGUAAAGAUGGCGGUGGAAGAAGUGCUUUACAUCUCAUUUGUUCUUGGGGACAAAGACAUCGACGGUUAAAGGUACAAGAAAAAAGGGACGGUUACGUAAUCGAGCAAGCAUUGAAGUUUAGUGAUUCACUAGAAACAAGAGAGUAUUUUGAAGCAUUACUAUUUUUGAUAAGCAAAUGUGAUAUUUCAGAAGAAGAUUUAUUAUGUAAAAUCACACCUUUAGCAUGUUGUCGAGAAAGUGAAAGUUUGGCAGCGGAGCUGGAAUUAUUACAGUCAAGAAAAUUGCCAUUCCAACGAUCGUAUAGCAAAAGUGAUAUCAUCAAUAUUUUAUAUUACUGUACUCGGUUGGGAUACGACGAAGCCAUGAAGACGGUUAUUUUUGAAAAUUUUGGCUCCUGUUACUUGGAAGUAAAUUUUAUUACUGAAUACGACUAUGGAUCCCCUCUGUUAAUGGCUUGCCAAAAGGGAUACGCAUCAAUUGUAGAGUACCUGCUUAAAUGCGGAGCCAAAAUUAAUGAAGCUGAUAUUCACGGAUGGACACCACUUUACGCAGUUUCCUCGAACGGCCACAAAGAUAUUGUAGAGUGUCUAGUGAAAUGUGGAGCCGAAAUCAACCGAGCUAAUAAAUAUGGUCAGACACCACUUUAUGCUGCUUCCUCGGAAGGCCACCAAAAGAUUGCCGAAUACCUAGUAAAAUGUGGAGCCGAUAUCAAUCUUGCUGAUGCAGCUGGUUCGACACCUCUAUACACAGCGUCCUCGAAAGGCCACGAAGAAAUUGUCAAAUGCCUAGUGAUAGGUGGAGCCGAAAUAAAUCGUGCUAAUAAUGAGGGUUGGACACCGCUUCAAGCAGCUUCGUCGGAAGGCCACGAAAAAACUGUCCAAUGUCUAGUAAAAGGCGGAGCCGAAAUCAAUCGUGCGAAUAACAAAGGUUGGACACCACUGUAUAUAGCUUCCUCGAAAGGCCACGAAAAUAUUGUUAAAUCCUUAAUAACAGGCGGAGCCAAAAUCAAUCACGUUACUAAUGAUGGUUGGACACCACUUUAUGUAGCUUCCUCUAAAGGCUACGCAACAAUUGUCGAAUAUCUAGUGAAAUACGGAGCCGAAAUCAACCACGCUGAUGCUGCUGGUUGGACACCACUUUACACAGCGGCCUCAAAAGGCGACGAAAAAAUUGUCGAAUGUUUAGUGAAAUGCGGAGCUGAAGUCAAUCGUGCUAAUAACGACGGCUGGACACCUCUUAGUGCAGCUUCGUCGGAAGGCCACGGAAAAAUCGUCGAAUGUCUAGUGAAAUGCUGGGCCGAAAUCAAUCGUGCUAACGAAUACGGUUGGACACCUCUAUACGUAGCGUCCUCCAAAGGCCACAAAAAAAUCGUCGAAACCCUAGUGAAAUGCGGAGCCGAAAUCAACCAUGCUAGUGAAUAUGGUUGGACACCACUUAACGCAGCCUCCUCGAAAGGCCACAAAACCGUCGUCGAAAGUCUAGUGAAAUCCGGAGCCGAAAUCAACCGCGCUAACAUAAACGGCUGGACACCACUUUACACGGCUUCCUGGAAUGGCCACGAACAUAUCGCCGAAUACCUAGUGAAAUCCGGAGCCGAAAUCAAUCACCCUGAGAAAGACGGUCGAACACCGCUGAACGCAGCUGCCUCCAACCGCCACACAAAAAUCGUCGAAAACCUAGUGAAACACGGAGCCGAAAUUGAUCGCGCUGAUGACGACGGCGAGACACCGCUUUACACAGCUGCGUCGAACGGCCACGAGGAAAUCGUCGAAUGUCUAGUGAAAUACGGAGCCGAAGUCAAUCGCGCUGACAAAUAUGGCGAGACACCGCUGAACGUAGCUUGCUCGAACGGCCACGACAAAAUUGUCGAAUGUCUAGUGAAACACGGAGCCGACGUUAAUCGCCCUGAUAACAACGGUUGGUCUCCGCUUACCGCAGCUUCCGCGAGGGGCCACGAAAAAAUUUUCGAGUGUCUAGUGAAAUGUGGAGCCGAAAUCGAUCGCGCUGAUGAUAAUGGCUGGACGCCGCUCUACGCUGCUUGCUCGAACGGGCACAAAGAAAUUGUCGAAAGUCUAGUGAAAUACGGAGCCGAAAUCGAUCGCGCGAGAAAUGAUAGUGAGACACCGCUUUACGCGGCUUCGUGCAACGGUCACGAAAGGAUCGUGGAAUGGUUAGCGAAGAGCGGGGCCGACGUUAAUCGCGCCGACAAAGAUGGUUGGACACCGCUUUACGCAGCUUGUUCGAAGGGCCACGAAAAGAUUGUCGAAUGUCUAGUGAAAUGCGGAGCCGAAGUCAAUCGCGCUAACAAUGAUGGUCAGACGCCAGUUUGUGAAGCGACUAUGAAUCGACACGCGAAAAUAGUGAAGUUUCUGGUAGCAAAUGGUGCAGGGGAAUAAUUGGAAUGACAGUGAUUGAAAGUGGAGAAGACACUAAAUUUACUGUCACACAGACGGGUAUCUAACUGUCUUGUGGCAACGUUCUCUCAGUAAAUUUUUUCCUCUAAAACAACUAAAAAUAGUCUCGGUGUAAAUAUCUGGUAAUACUUUCUGUUAUUUUUUUUUUUAAGUUGAUUGAUUCGUGUAGAUUUUGACACUUUGAAGCUGUGUUGACUUUAGACAAACCAAACGGAAAUCACUUCGGAUUUUAUGAGUAUUUUAGGAAAAGAUGUACUUUCGAUUUUUUUUUUUAAUUAACAAAGUAAAACAUACACACAUAUGCAUAUAGCGGGUGUCCCAGAGUACCUAUUCCAGUCAAAUAUUUCAAUUAUUUUAAAACAUAAAAAUUUGAACUUGUUCAAUAUAUGUAAAACAAUCUACUAAAUGAGUAGAAUAUUGGCAUAGUAUUAGCUUCAGUUUCACCGAAAAUGUAGCUACCUAUUGUAAUAAUUAACAAAUUUGUUACCGAUAAUCAUGUAAAAAUUGUUCCAGCACGACUACAGUGUAUUGGUAAAUUAUAAAAUCAAUUGUACGAUCUCUGCAAAAUAAACAUGUUUGUUUGUUGAUUUGUGUAUCAUUGUAACGAAGCGAAUUUU